AAAACGUAACACUAUGUCUACCUCAACAGUCGAACACAACUCUUACUUAGUUGAGAACUGGGAUACAGAAACCCUUAUCAAUUUUUUGAAAGAGCAGAACCUAAAGCUCGACGACGAUGACUUGGGAAUACUCCGUAAGAAGAAAAUUGCCCGACUUGCAAAAGAGGUCCAGGCUCUCAAAGAAAAGCUGAAGCGUGUGUUCUCCUCAUACAAGAGUUUGAGUGAGGUGUUAGCGAAAUACGGUAUUGAUGGCAACGGUACAGACACUAUCCCACUUUUUUCACUGCAGUCGCUGAAAAAUUACGGAACUUUGGUUAUGGAUAGCUUGGAAGCCAUGCGCAAUGAGUACAUUGUGGCCAUUCUUCAUUCCGCUAUAAAUAUAACCAGGGAUGACACAGGGAAAGAAUUAAGUAUGAGGCCUGAAUAUGAAGUAAUAGGUGAAGAAAGCUCUGGGCAGGUUGAUUAUGCGAUCAAGGAUGUCGAGAACCUUAUUUGCAUUACAGAGGACAAAUCACAGUGGAAUGUAAUCGAAGGCUUCGCUCAGAAUAUCAAACAGCUUGAGAGUUCGUAUGAAACGAACAAGAGAAAAAUUUCUCAAGGAAGCAAGCUUCCGUUAAGUAUCGAAUUUUCCAAAGAUGCUUUGGAUAAAAAGUCUGCAGAAUAUCAAAAGCUGUGUAAUGGCGUGAAAAAGGUUUUAAGUGUGGUGGUAGGGAUAAUAAAGGAUAGGGCAUGUGUGGAGGAAGAACCUGAUAGGAAGAAGGCGAGAGUAGAGGCCAGAAUGUGCAGGUUCUGUGCAGUAGUCACGGGAUAUAUAAAUUCUGAGAUGAGGACACGAUGUCCGCUUCUCAAAGUUUGGCUCUUUUUUUUUAUAUGUAGUAUUGUAAAGUAUGAUUAA
Messenger RNA from Rhizophagus irregularis DAOM 181602=DAOM 197198, 895 nucleotides. The record is from RefSeq and is a predicted model, not a curated record. Lineage: Eukaryota; Fungi; Glomeromycota; Glomeromycetes; Glomerales; Glomeraceae.